Messenger RNA from Sander lucioperca (pikeperch), 1763 nucleotides. RefSeq lists its product as uncharacterized. The record is from RefSeq and is a predicted model, not a curated record. Lineage: Eukaryota; Metazoa; Chordata; Actinopteri; Perciformes; Percidae. The coding region runs from base 51 to 1748 and encodes 565 amino acids. The transcript is spliced from 2 exons. Gene Ontology annotation, molecular function: nucleic acid binding; zinc ion binding.
AUAGCCCUCCAAAUAAAGAGACCAAAAACAGACAGCUAGAGGUGCAAGCCAUGCAUCUGCGCGUCAGGGCUCUCGAGCUGGAAAGAGGAGCUCCUGUAGUCUCCACCCCGAUGUCUCCUCUUGACCGCAGUACUGUUUCUGCUCCAGCUUUUGACAUCAGUAAGCACAUUGCUUUAGUUCCUCCAUUUCGUGAGUCCGAGGUUGAUUCAUAUUUUAGCGCUUUCGAGCGGAUAGCUGCUGCCCUAAGUUGGCCCAAAGAGUUCUGGUCCCUUCUCCUCCAGUGUAAAUUAGUGGGGAAAGCUCAAGAAGUCUGUGCCAGUCUGUCUAUUGAGGAUAGUCUUGAUUAUAAAAUCUUGAAAAAGACUGUGUUGCAGGCCUACGAGCUGGUCCCCGAAGCAUAUCGACAGAAAUUUAGAAAUAGUGAGAAAACUGCUAACCAGACGUAUGUUGAGUUUGUGCGUGACAAGAGCGUUUUGUUUGAUAAAUGGUGCCAAGCGUGUAAUGUUAAAACCAUGGCGGAAAUCAGAGAGCUUAUUCUGCUCGAGGAAUUUAAAAAGUGUUUGCCGGAACGAAUUGUUGUUUAUUUGAAUGAACAAAAAGAAUCGUCGGUAACAAAAGCGGCGGUGCUGGCUGAUGAAUUAAUUUUAACUCAUAAAAGCGUUUUUUCUGUGCCGGCACGUGGUACACAUGUAAUGCCUGAGCGCAGAAAUCGGUCACCAAAGAUGAUGCGUAAAAACACCUCACCAGUUGCGGGUGAGGCCCGCGAGUGUUUUUAUUGCCAUGAGCCAGGCCAUUUGAUUGCGGUCUGUCCGGCUCUUAGAAAAAAAGGACCUCACAAAAGUGCUAAACUUCCUGCAGGUGUGGGUUUCAUAAACUCCGCGUCCCCGCCUGAAAAACACACUCAGCUUUUACCUGAAGAGGUGGAGGUUGACUCUCGUUUCAAGCCGUUCGUUUCUCAUGGAUUUGUUUCAGUAACCGGCAAGGAAUCGGAUAAAGUGCCGGUAACUAUUCUUCGAGAUACAGCCGCCUAUCAUUCAUUUAUGCUGGCUAGUGUUUUGCCUCUCUCAAACGAAACGUCGUGUUCUUCUGAUUUGAUAGUGUGGGGAAUUAAAAUGAGUGAACUCAACGCCCCACUUCACAUGAUUCACCUGCAUUCAGCGCUUGUGUCGGGACAGGUGAAAGUUGCUGUGCUCCCACAGUUUCCAAUUAGUGGCAUUUCGUUUAUUUUGGGUAACGAUUUGGCCGGAGGAAAAGUGUUUCCUCUGCCCGAAGUAGUUAAUGAUCCCAUUUCGGUUGCGUCUGUUUGCUGUCCCGCCUCUGUGUCUUCUACUGUGUCUGUGCCAAAUUUGUUUCCUGUGUGCGCGAUUAUGCGCGCACAGGCUCGUAAAGUGGGUGUAGUUGUGGAUUUGUCUGAGUCGUUUAUGGCUACAUUAGGUGAGGGUGAGCCCUCCUUUCCAGUGUCCCCUGUUACUGAGUGUGAAAAGGUAUCAAAAUGUGUCAAUGAGUUUGAUCUAUUUCCUGCUGACACAGACCUAAGUUUAAACGUGACUCGAGAAAUGUUGAUUGAUGCUCAGAUAAAUGAUCCGUCUCUAACUUUGCGUCUGUCCUCUGUUGUAGCCGCCGAGAGGGACAGCAAGCCUGGUGUGUUUUUUCUGGACAACGGUGUCUUGAUGAGACGGUGGAGUCCCGACUCCAGUGAGAUUCGCGUUGUUAAUCAGGUGGUUGUCUUGCACAUGACUCCAGCUUAGCUGGUCACCUGGGUG